Molecule: messenger RNA, 702 nt
Organism: Alternaria infectoria
Lineage: Eukaryota; Fungi; Ascomycota; Dothideomycetes; Pleosporales; Pleosporaceae
Exons: 4
Coding region: 1-702 (233 amino acids)
Source: RefSeq, a predicted model, not a curated record
AUGUUUGGCCAUCCCGUUGUAGUGGAGACUGGUACUGACGGUGAUGCUACUAUGCCGAUUCUCACACCUCUUCACAAGCCUCGAGCUGCCGGAUGCAAGGUCCUGAGUGGUCUACCAGGCCAGGGCCCUAGUACAGCUGGGAGCUACUCACGUCCCAAAGUGGGACGUCCUUAUGUCAACGAUGCCCGUGCCAUGCGCAUUGCAGAGAUCAUGACCGACUUCCGCAACCUCCAACACUACCUCGUCCAGUUACGCGCCACUCCCACAGCAGAAGAGUAUUAUCUUGAGGGUUACUCUCUGCUACGACAAUGCACCAGCGAGGCACAGGCCAUCCUACAGACACCCUUUUCUGGCAGUGCCAGCACGGGCUCAGGGGAUCCGGAGGCAGAGAAGCAGCAACUGAGAAACAUCAUCACAGACGCCGCUGUGCGACGCUUCCAAUGCCAACGCGCUUACCUACGAGCCCACGCUGGCUUGCGGUGGAUGAACGCCCGCAACAGCGUCUUGCGUAGCCAGAGGCCCAACGCGAGCCAUCUGGGUGCACUCCAGCAGGCUGAUGCUACGAUGAGAAAUGAACUCCUCGCAAUCAGCGAUGCCUAUGUCGAAAACACGCUGCGCGCCGCAGAUGCCUCGCAGGGCAAGUGGCUGAAUGAAGAUCCUUCGCUGGCACAGAUCCAACAGAUACUCAUGACUCGACGAUAA